Messenger RNA from Paramecium primaurelia, 1056 nucleotides. NCBI's taxonomy places the organism in Eukaryota, Ciliophora, Oligohymenophorea, Peniculida, Parameciidae. The record is from the annotation of a GenBank genome assembly.
AUGAACAACAAUAGUAAUAUAUUCAGACCACCAUCAUGUCAUAAAGUAUAAACUCCUUAGUUUGCUAAAGAAUAGUAACAACCAAAAAAUGCAAAAGGAAGUAAUAGACAAGUUUUUAGAAGUAUUCCAUUAUAAUGUAAAAAAUAGUCUAGACAUUUAAAUUAAGUCCAAAUUUCAAGAAUAAUCUAAGUUAAAUGCCUUCUACUUAAGAUAGUACAUAAAUAAUUAAUUUUAGCAUUGGAAUAGAAACUAGCAGAUCAGACUUCAGAAAUAAAAUUGCUUUAAAAUCAAAUAGCAGAGUUAAAGAAAUAAAAUGAGUUAUUAGAAUAAAGAUUAAGAAAGGCAAAUUCGGUAAGUAUUAAAUUAAUUUUAGACUGUUUCUGAUUAUUGGAUUAAAGUUAAAGAUACAUAAACAAAACUUCAACAAGUGUCAAACAAAUUUCGUAGCAGCAGAGAGAAGAAAAAAAUGUAUAAAAGAAGAAUAAUAGAUGCUUUGAAUUACUUUUAUGGUCGAUAUACAGAUGCUUAAUGUAUGUGAAAUCAUGAAAAUAGAAUAGAAUGCUCCAUUUUUACAAUUAGAGGAACUAAGAUAAAUUUUAUUACAAUUAGGAAUGCAUGAAUCUAUUGUAUAAGAAAUGCAAUAUUUAAAUCAAUAAGCUUAAAAUUAGUUAAAUGUAAAUAUUGACAAUAUGACUUAUGAACAAAUUUUAAAUCUACAAGAAAGAAUUGGGUAAUUAUAUAAUUACUAUUGUAAGGAAUUAGAAUGUAGGAUUAACAAAAUUAUAAAUAAAAGAGAUUCCAAAAAAAACAAAAGAAGAAAAUGAUAAUGUGGAAGAAAUGUAAAAUAUAUUUAUUCUAUAUAUUUAUAGCUGCACUAUUUGCUAUGAUCAAAUAUAAACUGGAAAUAUAUAUAGAUAAUUACCAUGCAAUCACAUAUAUCAUUCAAAAUGUAUAAAAGCAUGGCUCUUAAAUCAUAAAAAAUGUCCAGUCUGUAAUAUAGAAGUGAUUCUUGGUUCUGAUUAACAUGAGAAUCAUAAUCACUAAUAAACAUAAUGA